Messenger RNA from Quercus robur (English oak), 2642 nucleotides. RefSeq lists its product as uncharacterized. The transcript has 5 exons. The coding region runs from base 1002 to 2363 and encodes 453 amino acids. Gene Ontology annotation, biological process: lipid catabolic process. The record is from RefSeq and is a predicted model, not a curated record. Lineage: Eukaryota; Viridiplantae; Streptophyta; Magnoliopsida; Fagales; Fagaceae.
AAUGGGCUUUGACUUGCAGAUAUAGAUGGUCCUUUAAAUGUUUUUUUAUUUUAUUGUCUUUUCCAUUCAAUAUCUUAUAAUUCUCAUACAAUUACAACUCAUCAGCCCAAACUCACAAAUCUCUUUCAGCUAUAUCCCAUCAAUGGGAGUCUAUGAUGUUCACAAUCUUCAGUUGUCUGUUGUGUUUUCCAUAAAGGGUGUUGUUUGAUGCUUUGGAAUUUCCACUUCCUUGAUCAACACUGAAGUCUGGUACUUGGGUCUCUUUUUAUUUUUAAUUUCCUUUAGUGCAUAGAAAAAUUCUUAUGUUGGAGACCCAAUUCAGUUCAUUUACUGAGUAUCAGUUUCUUGGUCUCCCUAAAUUCCAAUUCUUUGUCAAUUCUUGAUCUUGACCCUUCUGCAGAUGACUGGUUUCUUAUUCCUCAUAGAUUUGGUGAUUGGCUGUUGCUGUGUGAGUGGAAUUCAUUAUUGUCUGAAUACCAUUAUAUACUCUACUCAUUGGAGGGAAGCUUAAGUUGGUGUAUUGUCUAUUGACCUUCUCUAACCCCCUAUUGGGUAAUAUUUUUUAUUACACAAGUUUAAAGGUUCUGGCUUGUAGUUUUUUGUGUUGUUAAAGUGUUAAAUCUUGUUGGCCUUGGUCAAAAUCUAUAUGUUUCUAUUACUCAGUUUUCCUAAAAUCUGAUACCCUUUUUAAUUUUUACAUCAUAGUUGUAAUCCCAUCAUUGAAUUUCAUAUAUAUACACAUCUCCUGCAACUCAAUUCUACUUGAUUUUCAGCACCAUUGUUAAUUCUCUUGUCAUACUUUGAAUCUUAGUUUGAAUUCCCAGUAUACUCAUCUACUAAGUUUAGUGCUGAAUUGAAGUCUCACAAGUUACUUUAAGUCCCAUGUCUGUAGUCCCAAUCGAUUUCUUUCGCCAGCAAGUUGUUUGCCCUAGUUACUUUGCCCUUGGGUUAUGAAACUCAUGCUCUUGAUCUAUCUUAGCCCGCUCAGACUGUAGGCCUCAAUGUCAAUCAUAUGCGGCCUCCCUCUCCUUGAGUGCGUUUACUGUCUGGCAUGUGCCCGCUGGGCUUGGAAACGAUGUCUCCACACUGCAGGACAUGACAGUGAGACUUGGGGCCUUGCCACACCUGAAGAAUUUGAGCCUGUCCCUCGUCUUUGUCGCUAUAUUCUAUCUGUGUACGAAGAUGAUCUGAGGCACCCCCUUUGGGAACCAUCAGGUGGAUAUGGAAUCAGCCCAGAUUUGUUAGUUCUGAAAAAAACUUAUGAAGAUACCAAAGGAAAGGCCCCUCCCUAUAUAUUAUAUCUUGAUCAUGAUCAUGCUGAUAUAGUUCUUGCCAUUAGGGGCUUAAAUUUGGCAAAGGAAAGUGACUACGCACUUCUAUUGGAUAAUAAGUUGGGGGAGAGGAAGUUUGAUGGUGGGUAUGUUCACAAUGGGCUAUUGAAGGCUGCUGUAUGCAUUUUGGAUGCAGAGUGUGAGGUUUUGAAGCAGUUGGUGGAAGAGUAUCCAAAUUAUACUUUAACUUUCACAGGGCAUUCUCUUGGAUCAGGUGUGGCGACACUGUUGACAAUGGUGGUGGUGCAGAAUCAGGAUAAAUUGGGAAACAUUGAAAGGAAGAGGGUCAGGUGCUAUGCUAUGGCACCUGCCAGGUGUAUUUCACUAAAUUUGGCAGUUAGAUAUGCAGAUGUCAUCAAUUCUGUUGUGUUACAGGAUGACUUCUUACCACGGACAGCCACACCAUUGGAAGACAUUUUCAAGUCACUUUUCUGUUUGCCAUGCCUUUUAUGCUUAAGAUGCAUGAGGGAUACCUGUAUACCUGAGGAAAAAAUGCUCAAAGAUCCAAGGAGGCUGUAUGCACCUGGUCGCCUCUACCACAUUGUUGAGAGAAAGCCUUGCAGGAUGGGAAGAUAUCCCCCAGUUGUGAGGACAGCAGUACCAGUAGAUGGGAGGUUUGAGCACAUAGUUCUUUCUUGUAAUGCCACUUCUGACCAUGCCAUCAUUUGGAUAGAGAGAGAAGCUCAAAGGGCACUGGAUUUAAUGCUAGAGAAAUAUCAGACCAUGGAAAUUCCAGCAAAGCAAAGAAUGGAGCGGCAGGAGACCUUAGCUAGAGAACACUCUGAAGAGUACAAGGCUGCACUACAAAGGGCUGUAACACUGUCCGUGCCACACGCUUAUAAUCCUUCACAGUAUGGAACUUUUGAUGCGCUGGAGGAAGGGGAGCAUUCAGACAGAUCAGUUGGUGAAUCUUCUACAGGGUCAUCCCAGAAAACGAAGAAGAUAGAAAGCUGGGAUGAAAUCAUUGAGCAUCUCUUUGACAAGGGCGAGUCAGGUCACAUUGUGCACAAGAAAUCACAUAGGGAAGAUUGAAUUUAAGUAAAAUAUGAGACAAUCACAAGUUUGCAGUAAACCUCGUUCAUUAAUUCAUUGUAAUACCACCCAUUGUGCUAAAGUUUUGCUUUGCAUUGUGCAUUUGUAUUGAAAUUAGUUAAAAAUUGAGACCGAGAGAUGUAUAGAGGAAAAGGAAUACGGAUGAAUUUAUUUAGAAUGAUUGGAUAGACAUGGUGCUAGCCUUUCACUCUUUGGAUAUGUACUUACUUUCAUGUAGCUUUUGGAAACUAUCAAGGUUGAAAGGAUUUUUUUUUUGAA